GCUGCCAUUGCGCGGAGCGCAGUUCUGCGCGUUUGCGCCGUCCGCAGACCACCAGGGUGCCUCCAGGCCGUGUUCCGGACCAAUCGAUCCAAUUUGUUUUCCUCCACUCUCCGGCCGAGGAGUCGCGCAAUUGCGACUCAUUCAUUCAAUAAAUCCGGAGUUAUUGCGAAUUGCCCUCGCCGGGUGGCCGGUCGCGAUCGAUUGCGAUCCAUCAUCAGUUCACGAUGACGCUGCAGGCGAUAAAAUGGAGCAUGGUGAACCGCCAGCUGGAGAUCCUGGACCAAACGCUGCUGCCGGCGACGACCAGCUACGUCCAGAUCAAAAGUGUCGAGGAUGCUUGGCAUGCGAUCAACAAGAUGCAGGUACGAGGCGCACCGGCCAUAGCUAUCGUGGGUAGCCUCAGUUUGGCAGUGGAGAUUCUUCAACAUCCAGGCUACGAGGACAAGGCGGCGCUUCGCCAGGCCAUCGAGGACAGCCUGAAUUACCUGUUAACGGCACGUCCGACCGCAGUCAACAUGAAGACGGCGACCAACGACAUCAUGAAGAUGGUAAAUUGCAUGAACGAGAGCGACGAUUGCACGCUGGUCAAGAUGAAAGACAGUGUCAUAGACCUGAUAAAUGAGAUGUUAGAGACAGAUGUAGCGGACAACAAAGCGAUCGGGAAGCUCGGGGCGGCUGAGAUUCUGUACGACGUGCCGAAGGAGAAGUCAGUCAGGAUCCUCACCCAUUGCAACACCGGGAGCCUCGCCACCGGGGGCUACGGCACGGCUUUAGGCGUCAUCCGAGCUCUACACGAGAUGGGAAAGCUUGAACACGUUUAUUACACCGAGACCAGACCGUGCAAUCAGGGCGCGCGUUUAACCGCCUACGAAUUGGUGCACGAGAAGAUACCGGCGACUCUAAUCUGCGACGACAUGGUCGCCGCGGUGAUGAAAACGAAACAGAUCAACGCGGUUGUUGUGGGCGCGGACAGAAUCACCGCGAACGGCGACGUUGCAAACAAGAUUGGGACUUAUCAGAUUGCGAUUCUCGCCAAGUAUCACAACAUCCCUUUCUACGUGGCUGCACCAAUGACGUCCGUGGACCUCAAAAUGGUCGACGGUGACCAGAUAGUUAUCGAGGAGCGAUCUGAACGAGAGAUGACUCACAUAAACGACAAGAGAAUCGCGGCGGAAGGCGUAACGUGUUGGAAUCCAGCGUUCGACGUGACACCGGCGGAUUUGGUCACCGCCAUAAUUUCGGAUAUCGGUAUUUUAAAGCCACUAAAUUUAUGGGGGCUAAGAAAUUAUAACUUAGAACUACAGUCAAAUUAAGAUUUAUCUCAAGACUUCCUAUAUUUGUUACCAAUGUGAUUGAGAUGUUUUUUAUGUAUUAUAUUAUCGCUUAUUACCGGGUUACCGAGAAUAUUCGCGACAGCUUUCUUUAGAUUAGCUGUCGAGACCUCAUGUGCCGCCGAUGUAAAUAUUCGCGGCCUUGUUUCCGCCGCGCAUCUGUUUCGGCGGUCAUUUCUCGGUAUCGAUGUUGUUUAAUCGGCCUCUAUCUUCUCAGAAUAAAUUGUUAAUGUACA
Messenger RNA from Wasmannia auropunctata (little fire ant), 1567 nucleotides. RefSeq names its product methylthioribose-1-phosphate isomerase. The transcript has 5 exons. The record is from RefSeq and is a predicted model, not a curated record. NCBI's taxonomy places the organism in Eukaryota, Metazoa, Arthropoda, Insecta, Hymenoptera, Formicidae. Gene Ontology annotation, molecular function: S-methyl-5-thioribose-1-phosphate isomerase activity. The coding region runs from base 225 to 1313 and encodes 362 amino acids.